GAUGCACCCAGGAACACGCACCCUGGAGUGGAGGAGGGUUUAGGGCUUUAGCGUCGUCCUCUGGGUCUCCGCCCUGCUCCCUCAAGUGCAUGAGGUGGCCUCUGACGCAAUUCCCCGUCUCUCUCACAGCCUCGAUUGCGGGGUUAGAGAAUUGUAUGGUGUUGUCCCCUCCCCCUUCCAAUUGGGUCCUGUGGCCAUGGCGUCCGUCGGCAACGGGGACUUCACCUUCGCGGGCGCUGGCUGCGGUGUUCUGAGUGAUGGGUUCUCCGCAGCGGCGCUGUUCAAGCAGGGAUUUUCCUACACUUACGAUGAUCUCAUUUUCCACCCCGGGUACAUCGACUUCGCCGUGGACGACGUGGAGCUCGGCACCUCCCUCACGAGGAACAUCAAGCUGCGGACGCCGUGCGUGUCGUCCCCCAUGGACACCGUGACGGAGGAGUCCAUGGCGGUUGCCAUGGCAGCUGUGGGCGGCGUCGGGUUCGUGCAUUACAACAAUACGGCGCGGGAGCAGGCAGAGAUCGUGAGGAGGGCGAAAAAGCUGAGGGCGGGGUACGUCUCGGACCCUGCGUGCGUUCGGCCUUCGGACCCAAUUUCCAGGAUCGAUGCGCUGAGGGCCAGGCGGGGGUUCUCCUCCGUGGUCGUGACGGAGGAUGGGGCGGUUGGGUCGGCGCUUUUGGGCGUGGUGACGAGCAGGGACGUGGAUUUCGUGCGUGACCGGAGCACCGAGGUGCGGGAGGUGAUGAGCCGGGACCUGGUGACCGCUCCGGCGGGCAGCACAAUGGAGGAAGCUGCGGGGGUUUUGAUUCGGAGCAAGAAGAGUUUGCUGCCCUUGGUGACGGAAAGUGGAGAUUUUGUGGAGCUUCUGUGCCGGACGGAUCUGAAGGCGUAUCGUGAAUUACCGCCGCUGGGCGCUCCGUCUGUUGGGCCGGAUGGUAAAAUUCUGGUCGGCGCUGCCAUUGGCACCCGCGACAGCGACAAGGAGCGGUUGAAGCUGCUGGUGGAUGCCGGGGUGAACGUCGUGAUUCUGGACAGCUCGCAAGGAGAUUCGAUGUACCAGAGGCAGAUGAUUGAGUUCAUAAAGAGGGCUUACCCGGAGUUGGAUGUCAUCGGGGGAAAUGUAGUCACUGCGUACCAGGCGAAGAAUCUGAUCGACGCUGGUGUGGAUGGGUUGCGAGUGGGUAUGGGGUCUGGGUCGAUUUGCACUACGCAGGAGGUCUGCGCAGUGGGGAGGGGCCAAGGAACUGCCGUGUACAAAACUGCAGCAGUGGCCAACGCCCUAGGAGUCCCUGUUAUAGCCGACGGAGGAAUAUCCAACUCGGGACACAUAGUGAAGGCACUCUCGUUAGGAGCAUCGACAGUGAUGAUGGGCAGUUUUCUGGCUGGAACAGACGAGGCGCCCGGCAGCUUUUUCUACCAGGAUGAUGUGAAACUCAAGAGCUACCGGGGAAUGGGGUCUUUGGAAGCAAUGACGAAGGGCAGUGAUGCCCGAUAUCUCGGAGACAAGACACGUUUGAAGAUCGCACAAGGCGUAUCGGGUUCUGUAGCUGCCAAAGGCUCCGUGCUGCGGCUCGUCCCCUACACUUUGCAGGCUGUGAAGCAGGGAUUGCAAGAUUUAGGAGUGCCUUCAGUGAAGGCAGCACAUGUCGGCCUCAAUGCCGGAGCCAUCAGGCUAGAGGUAAGGACAGGCGCAGCGCAAAGGGAAGGCGGCAUCCAUGAUCUUGUGUCGUAUGAGAAGAGGAGAUUCUGAAGCACGCUGGUGGUACGAACUCGGAAAUAGUGAGCAGCAGUGGUUUUGUCACAAUAUUUGUCUAGAACGUGGAUGUGGAGAGACAGAGCCAGGCACAGAGAUGUCGGAUGGACUUGCGGAGGUCGAUACACACUCGUACGUUCUGGUAUGCGUUAAAUGCAGGCAAACUCUGCAGGCAACGCUAGGUUUGGUGAGUCAGAUACAGGGGCGGGUUGCAGCCCACACGUCACGUGCAACUUAGAGCUUCCCUUGUGUAAUUGUAAGCACGGGCUCAAUCGUUCAUCACGAAGGUUGGGCACCAGCUGGAUCUAUUUGCGAGAGCUUUCCUGCUGGACGUUGGUUGGAGAACUUUGUUUCGCGUAAGUGGUGGAAGAAUUUGAGGUUGUUUAAACACUGUGCUCAUUGGCAGCCAUUCUCAUACGAUGCCUUUGCAUCGCCACACCUGUCAGCAUGUUGCGGGGCUGUGUGGUUGGGUUGUACGGUGUAUGUGCCCGUGGUGGAAUCGACGCAAAGGUAUUCGCGUUUUACAUUGUUGUUCCCAGAUGGGCGCGAGGUGUUUUCAUAUACGAGUUUGUAUCGCCGCAGUUGAGAAAUGAGCACAUCCGUCAUGGGAAAUAUGGUUAGGAAAUUAGCACCCUUAGAGAGUUUCAAGCGCUAAAAAGCGCAAGCCAACCGCAGCUGGCUGCCUACAUCCCAGUGAGCAACUGGAACAUUUUCACAUUCACGCUUCCAAAUGAUUGCUUGGAGAUGCAUAAUCUAAACUUCGUUAGCAGUGCGGAACAGCAAGGUGUCGCUAACGACACUCGUUGCAACGCAUCCAACAAAUCGCGCCUAUACUCAUCCAGACAUAGGUACUCAUGUUGCACGCACCCACCUCAGUCGGAUGGCGUUGUUGUGCGACCUAUUGUAAGGGACUGAAAUAGGCAGCCCUUACACUAAGAGAAAGAGCAGAGAGUCGUUCAAUGCCCAAGGGCGACUCGCAGCUAGGUGACGAAAGGAGAGGUUGGGUGGGUCACCUUCCUCGACCUCGAAGGAGCCCUCGCUUGGGGACGCAAAUGGGGUCGAUGGGAUUGGAGCGCUCCGGGUCCCGGAUGCCCUGUAGGAUGCCCAUGACGCUACUAGUAGGUAGAGUGAGUGCGAGUAGUUCGUCUAGUCUUGAAGGGACAUGAAGAGGGAAGUGACCUCUUGGUCCCUUCAGACGUUGUUCACAUGAUGGUUGUUAGUGGAGGGAGUGGGACGUAGCGAGGAGGAUGAGAAGUGACCUCGGCCGCCCUCGCGCAUUGCAAAAGCGAUGGUGGACACCUACUCAAUGAGAGUUCAUGAGCGUUGGAGGAAUCUCAUAGGGGCGACAUUAAAUGUGGUAUCAGAGCGUUUAAGACCGGGAUUGGCGAGAAGCGUGUGAGUGGAGAUAUUCUGAACCUUUCGUCAGUAAGAAACUGUAGAGAAUGGGGAAGAGGACCACGAAAGCUUCAACCCAACGGUUCGAUGAGGAAGAAGUUUUGGGGGGAGAUUUGCUGGAGGGGCCAAGUCAUAGCGAGAUGAGCGCGAUGACUAGAAUGUGGGAAGGGAAAACCAAUCCGCACGGCGGAACCAGGCCUUUCCACAAGAAACCUCCGUUUGCUAAGAGAAAAUUUGAGGAGACCACCCCAAACUUUUCUAAACUUAAGAUGAAAGAAAGUCAGAGGAGCAGUUCGAAAAAAGUGAAGAUGAACGCAUCAGUGAUGUGUUUUCAGUGGCAACAAAAGGGACACUAUGCCAACGACUGUAAGAAUGAGGAGGUGGCGAAAAAGGCGCAACCAAUUUGUUUAUGAGCCCCAGAUGUGCUGAGAGGUUAGCGCUGACUCAAGAGUCGACCAAGGAGGUAGAGGUAUUCUUUGCUAAGGGUGGGGAGAUAUCUCGCUCGGUUGCAAAAGGCGUAAAGUUUUAAGCGGGAAACGAGAGGUUUAAAGAGGACUUCACAAUCUGCCACCUUAAUGGAAUAGAUAUAGUCUUAGGUAACACGUUUCUGAAUCGAUAUGGAGUGGAGCUCUGAUGAAAACCAGAAAUGCGCGUAGUGAUGUUGGGAGUACAAGGGAACAUCAUAGGACUACCCCUUCACCAGCCGCCUAACAUUCUAUGAAUCGAGAAUUGCACUUGUUACUCAGGGUGAACUAGAGGGAGAACAGUUCCUCUUACACUUGAGAAGUGGCGACCUCGAUUGCAAUGAUGUAAGUGAAAAAGUCGUUAAUAAAAAACGAAUGGAAAGGAACCAUUCCGUGUGCUUCAAAA
Physcomitrium patens is the source of this 4015-nucleotide messenger RNA. NCBI's taxonomy places the organism in Eukaryota, Viridiplantae, Streptophyta, Bryopsida, Funariales, Funariaceae. The record is from RefSeq and is a predicted model, not a curated record.